This is a messenger RNA of Closterium sp. Naga37s-1, 1158 nucleotides long. Lineage: Eukaryota; Viridiplantae; Streptophyta; Zygnematophyceae; Desmidiales; Closteriaceae. The record is from the annotation of a GenBank genome assembly.
AUGACUGGAUUCAAGCUCCUCAAGCGGGUUUUCGCUGCCAUGACGGACGACGAUGACCAGGGGGUCACACUGCAUCGUGAUGGGCCUGCUGAUGAUAGUGAUAGCGAAGACGGGGUGAACCUGGACGACAUGCUCGGGUACAUGCAGCAUCUGAAACAGCAAGGGGUGAAGCUCGGCAAGAAGAAAAAGAAGAAGCAGGCUCGAAUGAAAGAUCUCUUGGCGCAGGGCGACGACACUGCUGGGCCUUCGAACUCACCUACUAAUGAAGUCGCUCCUGCUUCUGCGGCGGAACCUACGCCUGCUAUUAUGACCGCCGUAGCACCUACCGCCGUAAUCGAUCGUGCCACCCCAACCGUUCCCUCGCCUCUCACUGCGAGUGCCGGUACUGCUGCCGUAGCAACGACUGCCGUUUCCACUGCUGGACCCGCGAGUACGGAACCUACCCCUGCCGUUACCAACCCGGUGGCCGUCUCGGCUCCAACGGUUGUCCUCGCAGUGGACGAGGCUACCGCGAAUGCUGACACUUCCGCCGUUACCGCCUCAGCUGCUGAUGACGCAACACGCGGAUCGACUGCCGGCCGAGUGAUUGCCUCAUCGUUGGGGUUUGCCAUCCCAGUGAACCACCGCACCAUCGUGCCGGCCGAGCAAGCAGUAGCACAAGAGACCUUCCGUCUGCAGGGACAGCUCGACGACCUGCGAACAACGCUGAGGCGCACGCAGGAGCGCGAGAGAGAGUUGUCGAACCUUCUCUCGGAGCGGGACGCCGAGCUGGCAGCGCUCAACCAGCGGUGCGCUGAGGCCAUCCGGUUGAACGAGCAGCUCCUGCAGGACCUGUCCGCCGCCCAGGGUACGGCACUCAUCUGUGCCCCGCGUCCGGCAUCGCCCUCGUUCAAUAUGGAGCGGAUCCCUCGCGACGCCAACGGAGCACUCAUUAUCCCUGCCCUCGUCAGUCAUGACAAUCAUUUCGGGAAAAAGGCAACCGAGGCGAUCACGUAUCUUAUGCUGGAUGCGCCAGCUCGUUCCAUGCAGUUCUACCCCGAGUGGGCAGAGUUCCGCGAGGUCAUCUGCAUGAAGUACGAGGUCGCGGGAGUUUCAUCAGACAUUUUCUACUACGUCAUCAGCAACGGCGAUGUGGAAGGUGUCGGAGAGGCGUUCUAA